Rattus norvegicus (Norway rat) is the source of this 11034-nucleotide messenger RNA. NCBI's taxonomy places the organism in Eukaryota, Metazoa, Chordata, Mammalia, Rodentia, Muridae. The record is from RefSeq and is a predicted model, not a curated record.
AGGUGGGGACUGGGUGGGGGCUGUGACCUGGAUAUAAAGAGAAUGAGUGAAUGAGUGCAUGAGUGAAUGAAUGAAUGGAAAAAUUAUUUAAUAAAUGCAAGAUAAAUGUUCAUUUCAAUAAAAAAAUUUUUAAAGGUGUGUGUUGGGGGGGUUCCCUGGAAGAGCAGCCAGCACUCUUAAGCACUGAGCCAUGGCCCCAGCACUGCAAAAAAAAGGCACAGGUGAUUGUGCCUUCUCCAAUAUGUUUUAACACUACAGAUAUGCUAACGUUGGCUUGCUCUACCACCUCCAACCUCGGGGCCUGACACAAACUUUCUUGUGUCUUUCCAUUUGCACCCCUGGUAACCCUGAAGCAGUAUGAUACUAAAUACUAAUGACAAAGGAGCUCUAGGAGCGGACAUAUGUUAUGGGCUGGGUCUCGUCAGCUCAGAGAAACUCAGCAAAGCAGUGAAUGAAUGAGUACCUUUUGUUAUGACCAACUUCAUUGGGAGUACUAGUCAUAUUUCAUUAACCUGUUAAAGCCCUUUUUAAAAGUUUAAAAUCAACCUUUUUUUCUGAGAUAAUAAUUAAGUAAUUUCUUCUUUCCCUUCCUCUCCCAACCCAACAUUUACCCCCACAGCUUCUUUGUUAACUUUUGCGACUGUGUGCACACAACCUGCUAAGUCCCUAUGUUUCUUUUGUGUAUGUGACUUCAGGGUCAACCAUCUGCUACUGGAUAACCAGCUAGGCGCUCUUCCCUGCAGAGGCUUAUCCAGCCAGCCCCCCCACCUCCAGCAUCCCUCUAGUGCCUGGAGUUCUUUGUGUAGGACUGAGACCUCAUGAACUUUCACUCCCAGUGGAAGCAUGUCUGUUGGUUCAGGUCAUAUUCAGGAAGCCAUGUUGGUGAGACUUCAUGGCUGUGGUUUCUCUGGCAUUUUUAGGAGAAUCACACACACAAAACACCCACCCCUCUGCCUCUGACCGUUUUUCUGUCUCCCCUUCUGCAAUGAUCUCUGAGCCUUGGCUACAGGAGUUGUGUUGCAGAUAUCAUACUGGGCUCCAGAAUGGUCUUCACCUGUUGUGAAGAGACACUUCCUUGAUGAGGGGUGGGGACUACACUCCUCUGUGGGUAUAAGGAUUAGUGUCUAGAGUGCAGUUAGGGGUUUAUGCUGGUUUAGUAAAGUGGUCCUAGGUUCUCUGCCAAGAUCCAUGACAUUGCUAUCUCUGGGGUAGUUGGUACCAGGCAGGAUUUCCCUCUAGUUGAUGAGCUCUGAUUGGGGGGGGGGGGUCAGUAUAGAAGAAGGAAGGUGUACUGGCUGGUGUUGUGUGUUAACCUGACACAAGCUGGAGUUAUCACAGAGAAAGGAGUCUCCUUGAGGAAACUCUUCCAUGAGAUCCAGCUGUAAGGCAUUUUUUCAAAUAGUGAUGAAGGGAAGAGGAUCCAGCCCAUUGUGAAGGGUGCCAUCUCUGGGCUGGUAGCCCUGUGUUCUAUAAGAGAGCAAGCCGGGCAAGCCAGGGGAAGCAAGCUGGUAAGCAUCACACACAUAACCCCUCCAUGGCCUUUACAUCAGCUCCUGCCUCCAAGUUCCUGCCCUGUGUGAGUUCCUGUCCUGACUUCCUUUGGUGAUGACCAGCAAUGUGGAAGUGUGAGCUGAAUAAACCCUUUCCUCUCCAACUUGCUUCUUGCUCGUGAUGUUUUGUGCAGGAAUAGGAACCCUGACUAAGACAGAGGUGAAAUAACAGCCAGGAUGUUUAAAAAGUUGUAAGGAGCCAUAUUAUUACUUACCCACCUAAAAAAAAAUGCCCAUAUUGUACUGACUAAGAGUUCUGUAAACUAGAAACAAUACAGUCAUUUGGGAAGAGGGAACCCCAUGAAGAAGAUGCCCCCCAACCAGACUGGCCCAUGAGAUAUUUUCUUGAUGAUGUGGGAGAGUCCUGCUCUCUUUGCAUGAUGCUAGAGAAAUGGGUGGUCCUGGGUGCUUUAAGAAAUUAGGCCGAGCAAACCAUGAGGAGCAACCCCAUAGACAGCACUCCUCCCUGGCCUCUGCAUUAGCUCCUGUCUCCAGGUUCCUGCCCUUUUCCCCACAAGUUGCUUUUGGUCAUGGUGUUUAACCACAGCAAUACAAACCCUAAGACAGAAAUUUAAGUCAGUGUAUACAUAUACAUAUAUAUAUAUAUACAUAUACAUACACAUACACAUAUACAUAUACAUAUACAGUUUAAAUGAAGCAUUCCCAUCCAGGAUGACAACGGUACCCUCUGAGAGCCACAGGCCAUCUUAACAAAACCUUCCAACAGCAGGCAUGAGAGGCUGUCUUUUGAGUUGUUGGUCAGGGUUGUCCAAGAGACUCUCCAAACUUCACAGGUUAUCAGUAGUGCCAUUUGUUGCCCUCAAGAGGUAGAAAAUAAGUCCCCAUCGCUAAAAACACAAGUUAUAUAGUCAGUGGUUUUCACAUAUCCACAACACUGUACUGCACUAUUGAUAAGUCAGUUAGUUUCACAAGUUAAUUUACGUUUUAUACAUGUAGAGUUGCUGGGUCAUGUGGUGACUCACAUGUAGUGUUUUGAGGAAUUACCAAGAUUACCACCUCACAGUUCUGUUGCACCUUCUCCCUAACUCUGCUGCCCUUGCUCAGCCGUCCGAUUUUAGUCAUCUGAGUGGGUCCGAAAGAGGCGUCACUGUGGUUUUGAUUUGUAUUUUCUGAGUAACUGAUGACGGUGAUCAUCUUUUCUGUGCCUUCCUGUCAUUCGCAUAUUUUCUUUGGAGACAUGUCCAUUUAAUCCCCUGCCCUGUUUUAGCUGGGCUCUUUGUCUUCUCAGUGAGUUUGUUUCCCUUUCUGAAGGUGACAGACAAACAUGCUGCUUAAGUCGUAGGAUCAGGCUCAAUCCUAGGACUGCGUUUUGCUUUGACUGCAGGCCCCUCUGCAUUCCCAGGUCUGAACAAUACAAGUUCCAUUAACUUAUACCCAGUGUGUGUGUGCCAGGCUCUCCACAGACUCCUGUACUAAAAUAACUUUGCAGCCUGCCAACAUUUCAUCAUGUGUGGGAGGAGCUCAUGAGCGCCCUCUUCCAAGGGGGUCUUUUGGCAGUUAAUGGUUACUGGGGCAUCAUUUCCUCUAGUGUUGUAGCUCCCGAGAUGUCACUCAUGAUUCAGUAAAUAAUUCUCUACCCAUGCUCAUGCAAGCAGCAACCCUAAUUAAACUCAGCAGGACAAACACCACACAUACCAGACCCCCCAAAUACACAUACACACAUAUGUCCUGCACACCACACUCAAUACAUACCCCCCCCACACCCCACAUGUCACACACACACAUAUGUCCUGCACACCACACUAUCUCUGUAUCUCUGUGUCUGUCUGUCUCUGUCUCUCUCUCACACACACACACAUACACACACACCAUGCAAAAUGGGAAAAUGGGGACUUGUUGGGAAAAAGAAGGGAUUUGGAAGGAGAGGGGUUUGUGAGAGGUUAAAAUGACCAAAAUCCAUCACACACAUAUAUGAAAAAAAAGAGGAAGGAAGAAGAGGAUUAGGAAGAAGUAGAUAAAGUAGAUGAAGGAGGAGGAAGAAGUGGAUGAAGUAGAUGGAGGAGAUAGAGGAGGAAGAGAGGAAGGAAAGAAGAAAGAAAGGAGGAAGAAGAAGAAGAAAGAAGGAACAAUAACAACAACAAAACAUCCAGAAAGACAAAACUGCUGUAGAAAAGUAGUGUCAAGUUUCUGCUCUUAAACCAAAGUUACACAGUGGGAGAUGAAACCAGGUCUACUGACUUCUUACCAACAACCCCGGGGAAAACAGACCAACCAAUCCCAUUUGCUGACGUCUGUGAAGAAUACACCUCUCUCUGGGUAGUGGUCAAACCCCGAGGCUAAGGCUUCAGGUUAGUGCUAUUUCCUGAAUUGCUGUCCAGCCUAUCAUGGAGAGACCUGCUCUAACAGGCUGCAGCUGCUCAGGGCGAAGCUGCUGGGGGCUGGGAACUGUAAGCAAAAAGCCCUAGAGGAGGAAUUGCCUCUUCCUGGUUGAAGCGGGAGCUACAGAUGCUUGCAGACGUCUCACAUUUAUUACCUAACGUCUACAAGAACGAGGGGGCACCACCAUAUGGCGCUGUUGUGUUUCUGAAGGGUGAUCGGAAUCCUAACCCUGAAUCCCAUUCGGGUUGGGUUGGGAGUGAAGAGAAAGUGGUUGAGCAUCAAACUGCAUGCUGUCCUCUGGAACUGUUGGCUUCUGAGACCAGAACAGACUCAAAGCUGCCCAGUAAUGUUCCUGCAGCCUUGGGUGUGCUGGGCCACAUUGUUCUCCCACCAGCAGGCUGGCACCUCCAGACUCACAGAGGGUACAUUCUUUCUUUGUAGCCAAAGCAGAUAUUUUUGCUUUGUGUGAAUCAUCUGAGGGGUGAGAAUAGCAGGCAGAGAAGGCGGGAUCAUCAUAAUCACCGAGAAGGAUUGUCAAGCCCCCACCUAAGUGUACCAGGUUUUCCUAGGCAGCGCCCGCAGGGGAACGUGACCUCUCAGACCUCGAUGGCGUUCCAGCAUGAGGCCCAGUCUGCCCCAAAGAAGUUUAAAUUCUGUGGGUAGAGCUACUUGUGUGGGCCACCAAGCAGGGUGGACUGUGAUAGAUGCUCCCGAUGACAAAGCAGCAGCCACAGCCAUGCACACUUAGACCAUCACAGCCCUUCCCUCCCAGCAGGCUACCCUCUCUGAUCCCAUGCAAUUCACAGAAGACUUUCCAGUCAACAGGACCACCAAUGUGCAAGGUCCAAACAGGUCAGUGGCCCAAAUGUGUCUGGGUCAGAAAUCCCUUUCGGAUGCUGGUGAAAGUUUUGGAUUUGUAGCUCAGCAGUCCCCUGGAAUGUGCACCUGUGUGAUUUCACGGUGUCAAUUCCUUGGUUUUAUGACCACGCUGAAAACCAACCUUGCAGGGACCUGUCGAUUCAUAACACUGUUUUCAGAGCCUAUUUCCUAAAGGGUUAAAAAUACUUUUAUCAAUUCAUAGAGAAUUUCAUAUAUUUUGAAAGUAUUCCCUCCUUCCCAUCUUCCUCCCAGAUUCACCCCCUUUUCAUAUCCACACAAUUUUAUAUUUGCUCUCCCUCCUCCCCACCCUUUAUCUCUCUCUUUGGUGGACCUACCAGAUGCCAUGCCCUUAAAGAAAACUGACUCUCCUCUCCUAGCAGGUAUCAAAGCAGAUAGCUUCUCACUCUGAGGUGGAGCAAAUUGCCUACUUCAUCUGCUACAUUUUGUCCAUAUGAAUACAUUUUGUCCACAUGAAUACAUUGUUGUGAUCACUGUUCACUGCACAACUGCCCUAUUUGUCCAGCAUCACUGCUGUCUCUGGGUCUUACACUUUUCCUUCUCUCCUUCUUGAGGGUCCCUCAGCCUUAGGGUAAAGCAAUGUAUUAUUGUCUUUAAAGCCCCAGAUGAACUCACGGAAACCCUUAACUAGGAAUAUUGUCUUUCUCGGGACUGAAGAGAUGGCUCAGGAGUUGAAAACACCCGUUCUUUCAGAAGACCCAGGCUUGAUCCCCAGCGCACACAUGAGAGCUCACAACUCUCUGUAACUCUAGUUCCAGGGCAUCUGACGCCCUCUUCUGGUCUCCGUGGGCACUGCAUGUACAUGUUGCCCAGACAUUCAUGAAGGCAAAACGCACCUACAAUCAUAAAAAGGAAUACUACGUUUCUCAGCUAUUUCUGUGUUGUAAACCCUUUUCGUCAAAAAUAUCCAGGUGUCCGUCAGUUGAUUAAUAAGCACUGUGGUAUGGCGUUGAUCCAGCCAUAGGAAAGAAUGAAAUCCUGUUGUCUGUAGAGAUACAGAUGUGCUCAGAGGACAUCACACUAAGUGAACUGGCCAGCCUCAGCAAGAUGACUUAUACAUGAGCUCACUUGAGAGCUGGAAGCUGGGAAGCUGAUCUCACAGAAAGUGAGAGUAGAGCUAUGGCCACUGGGGGCUGAACAGAGAUGAGAGAGACAGAAGGGGGUGGAUAGCAGGCACCUAAAGUCCAGUUACAGAGGAGGUAAGUUGUAAUAUUCUAGAAUGCAUUAGGGUGACUACCUUUAGCUAGAAUUUACCAUGUAUUUCAAAGCAACCACGAGAGUCUGAUUUUGCAACACAAAGAGAUGAUAAAUAUUUGAAGUGUUAGAAAUACUGCCCAUCUAGUAUAUCUAGUGUAUACACACAUAGAAACAUCACACUGUGUCAUAUACCUAAUUGUCAGAUGCUAAUUUAAAGACUCAUUUACUCAAUGCCCACUGUAGCCACACAUAAUUUAGACCCAAGCUCUCUAAGAACAGAACAACAACAAGAGUCAUCUGAAAACAAUGACCAUAUUUUUCUUCUUCGAUACACUAAGAAACAAACAAACACUUGCAUAGAAGUAGAGUUUAAAACGUUUUUAAUAUGGGGCUGGAGAGAUGGCUCAGGGGUUAAGAACAUUGACUGCUCUUCCAGAGGACCUGAGUUCAAUUCCAGCAACCACAUGGUAGCUCACAACCAUUUGUAAUGAGAUCUGAUGCCCUCUUCUGGUGUCUGAAGACAGCAACUAGACAAUGCACUCACAUACAUAAAAUAAAUAAAUAGAUAAAUAUGCUUUUAAUAUAAAGCAAGGCAGGUAAACCUGUCGUGUUAAGCACGCUGUCUUGCUUGGCCUUAUAUUGAAGGGUUCAGCGUUUUCAGAGCUAGGUGCAGGGGAGGAGACAGUUUUAAGUCUUCUACUGUGGUAAAACUAAUUUAAUGGCACAGCGCUAGGGUGGUGUGUGUGUGUGUAGGAGGCUGAGGGCAGUGACUGUGCCAGGUUUCCGGAGACGGGCGGCAGGAUUGACAGCCACAGCUUGGUCCCUGUGCUGUGAUGGAAUCUGCUGUGUGUGCAGACUCCUUCCUGCCCCACCCUACCCCCCAACUCAAUCCUGGCAGGUGCAGACAGACAGACACCCUGUUUUAAGGACAGAUGUGUGUUGGCUGCCCUCUCUGCACCUCCCCCGCGAGCACCCCCACCCCAGGAGCCUCUUGAUGGAAUGUCCUUUCCCAGGAGGCAUUGCGUCACUGCAAUCCCGCCUCAUGCUCUCCGUGGCAGCUUCUGCUCUGACCAAGAAAGGGCUGAGGUUUGGGUUUCAGAACUGCUGUGGGGGAGUAAUCUGUCUUAUGUGGCCCGUCUCAGAGCUGAAAAUGUCACCUAGCCCCAUUGUACGUUCUCCCAGUUAAAGCACUAAGACUCCCUGUCCUCCCCUGCCUCGGUCAACGCGGAGCAGGGUCCUCUACCCACCCUCUGUUACUCAGGGGCAGACUAAGAUGGAGUAAACAGGUGGAGGCCGAACCAUCGAGCACCCGUGCUGCCAAGCUCCUGGACAAGAACCCCUUCUCCGUCAGUAGCCAGAACCCUCUGCUCACUUCGCCAGCCAGCGUCCAGCUGGCCCAGAUACAGGCCCAGCUCACCCUCCAUCGGCUGAAGAUGGCACAGACCGCAGUCACCAACAACACUGCAGCCGCCACUGUCCUCAACCAAGUCCUCUCCAAAGUGGCCAUGUCCCAGCCUCUCUUCAACCAGCUUCGCCAUCCGUCUGUGCUUGGCACCACACAUGGCCCUACUGGGGUCUCCCAGCAUGCUGCCACCGUUCCCAGUGCUCACUUUCCCUCAACUGCAAUCGCCUUUUCGCCCCCAAGCCAGGCAGGAGGCCCGGGGCCUUCUGUGAGCCUCCCCAGCCAGCCCCCCAAUGCUAUGGUAGUGCAUACCUUCAGUGGGGUGGUGCCUCAGACCCCUGCCCAGCCAGCAGUCAUCCUAAGCAUUGGGAAGGCGGGGCCAACACCUGCUACUACAGGGUUCUAUGACUAUGGCAAAGCCAACCCUGGCCAGGCCUAUGGUUCUGAAACGGAGGGCCAGCCGGGCUUCUUGCCAGCCUCGGCGUCAGCCGCAGCAUCAGGCGGUGUGACCUAUGAAGGACACUAUAGCCACACAGGGCAGGAUGGCCAAGCCACCUUUUCUAAAGACUUCUAUGGACCCAGUGCCCAAGGGUCACAUGCAGCAGGUGGGUUCCCAGCUGAUCAGGCUGGGAGCAUGAAAGGAGACGUCGGUGGGUUGUUGCAAGGUACCAACAGCCAGUGGGAGAGGCCCUCUGGGUUCUCUGGCCAGAACAAGGCCGAUAUUACAGCCGGGCCCGGUUUGUGGGCUCCACCUGCCAGUCAGCCUUAUGAACUAUAUGAUCCUGAGGAGCCUACCUCAGACAGGGCCCCUCCUGCCUUUGGAUCUCGACUUAACAACAGCAAGCAGGGAUUCAACUGCUCCUGCCGGCGGACAAAGGAGGGGCAGGCCAUGCUGUCCGUGAGGCCCCUGCAGGGUCAUCAACUGAAUGACUUCCGAGGCUUGGCUCCACUCCACCUUCCACAUAUCUGCAGCAUCUGUGACAAGAAGGUGUUUGACCUGAAGGACUGGGAGCUACAUGUGAAGGGGAAGUUGCAUGCCCAGAAAUGCCUGCUCUUCUCAGAAAGUGCUGGCCUCCGGAGUAUAUGUGCUACAGGAGAAGGGACGCUGUCUGCCUCUGCAAACAGCACAGCUGUUUAUAACCCCACUGGAAAUGAGGAUUAUACCUCAACUCUUGGAACAUCAUAUGCAGCCAUUCCAACAAGGGCCUUUGCUCAAUCAAACCCCAUGUUUCCUUCGGCUUCCUCUGGGACAAAUUUUGCACAGAGGAAAGGUGCUGGACGAGUUGUGCACAUCUGCAAUCUCCCAGAGGGCAGCUGCACGGAGAAUGACGUCAUCAACCUGGGGCUGCCCUUUGGCAAGGUCACUAAUUACAUCCUUAUGAAGUCAACUAAUCAGGCUUUCUUGGAGAUGGCUUACACAGAAGCUGCUCAAGCUAUGGUCCAGUACUACCAAGAAAAGCCCGCGCUUAUCAAUGGCGAGAAGUUACUCAUUCGGAUGUCCACGAGAUACAAGGAAUUGCAGCUGAAGAAACCUGGGAAAAAUGUGGCUGCUAUCAUCCAGGACAUCCACUCCCAAAGGGAGAGGUGCAUGCUCCGGGAAGCUGACAGAUAUGGUCCAGAGCGACCACGUUCUCGAAGUCCAAUGAGCCGAUCGCUCUCCCCGAGAUCCCACAGUCCUCCUGGCCCCUCUCGGGCUGAUUGGGGCAAUGGCCGUGACUCCUACGCAUGGAGGGACGAGGAUCGGGAGACGGUGCCCAGGAGGGAGAACGGGGAAGACAAGAGGGACAGGUUGGAUGUUUGGGCACAUGACCGGAAACACUAUCCCAGGCAGCUGGACAAAGCCGAGUUGGAUGAGCGACUCGAAGGAGGGAGGGGCUACCGGGAAAAGUACUUGAAGUCAGGGUCCCCCGGCCCACUCCAUUCUGCGUCUGGCUACAAAGGCCGGGAAGAUGGCUACCAUCGAAAAGAGACUAAAGCUAAGUUGGACAAACACCCAAAGCAGCAGCAGCAGGAUGUGCCAGGAAGAUCCAGGAGGAAAGAAGAGGCGCGACUACGGGAGCCCAGACACCCUCACCCAGAGGACUCUGGCAAGGAAGAGGAUCUGGAGCCCAAGGUCACUCGGGCCCCCGAGGGUACCAAGUCCAAGCAAAGUGAGAAAAGUAAAACCAAGAGAGCCGACAGAGACCAAGAAGGAGCUGAUGACAAAAAAGAAGGCCGAGGGGCAGAGAAUGAGGCUGGGACUGAGGAACAGGAAGGCAUGGAAGAGAGCCCCGCAUCGGUGGGCACACAGCAGGAAGGGACGGAGUCCUCCGAUCCAGAAAACACAAGGACAAAGAAGGGACAAGACUGUGACAGUGGAAGUGAGCCUGAGGGGGACAACUGGUACCCCACCAACAUGGAGGAGCUGGUCACAGUGGACGAAGUAGGGGAGGAAGACUUCAUCAUGGAGCCAGACAUACCGGAGCUGGAAGAAAUUGUACCCAUCGACCAGAAAGACAAAAUCCUCCCCGAAAUAUGUCCCUGUGUAACAGCCACCUUAGGUUUGGACUUGGCCAAAGACUUCACCAAGCAGGGAGAGACCCUAGGGAACGGAGACGCAGAACUCAGCCCGAAGCUGCCCGGACAAGUGCCGUCUACUUCCACAAGCUGUCCCAAUGACACGGACAUGGAGAUGGCUGGCCUAAAUCUGGAUGCUGAGCGGAAGCCAGCUGAAAGCGAGACAGGCCUCUCACCGGAGGUCUCAAAUUGCUACGAGAAGGAGGCGAGAGGAGCGGAGGGCUCAGAUGUGCGUCUGGCCCCUGCAGCCCAGCGAAUGUCCUCCCCUCAGCCAGCAGAUGAGAGGGCCCAGCAGUCCAGCCCUUUUCUCGAUGACUGCAAGGCCAGGGGGUCCCCAGAAGAUGGGCCUCAUGAAGUCAGCCCCCUGGAAGAAAAAGCCAGCCCCACUACUGAAAGCGACCUCCAAAGCCAGGCUUGCCAAGAAAACUCCAGGUACACGGAGACGAGAUCUCUGAACUCGAGAUCACCAGAAUUCACCGAAGCGGAGCUGAAAGAGCCCCUUUCUUUGCCUUCCUGGGAACCAGAGGUGUUCAGUGAACUUAGCAUUCCUCUAGGAGUGGAGUUCGUGGUUCCCAGGACUGGCUUUUACUGCAAGCUGUGUGGCCUGUUCUACACAAGCGAGGAGGCGGCCAAAGUGAGCCACUGCCGCAGCACUGUACACUACAGGAACUUACAGGUAACCAGCCGCCAUGCUCGCUGCGCCCCUGAUGAGAUCCCCCAGCCGACUUGUCCCCGCUCCCCCACCCCCCUCCCCACCACCCCUCCACCCCCACCUCCGCACUCUUUCCUGAGGUGCUCCUGUAAAUACCAACCUGAGUAUGCAGACAACACCCGACUGCCAGGCUUCCUCCUAAGGGCACCCAGAGCAUCAACCCCACAACAGUACUCAGACCGGCUGGUGGCUUUUGAGACAUCUGCCACGCCCAGUGAGGUAGAGCAGAAUCAAGUUCCACGAUCUGCUGGUACUCUCCUGACACAUUGGUAUAGCUCUCAGCCAGGCCCCGGGCCUUCAGCUGCAGGUAUUCCCCGGUCUCUUCCUCUGCGCAGAUAACUAUAUAUUUACACACUGGAAUAAAGAUCACAGUUUCACUU